ACUGUGGCUUCCCCGCUGCUCCCGCGAGCCAGUCGCUCUUUCUUCAUUCCCCAUUUUCUUUCCCCGGGUAACAGCACUGGACUAGUUGUGCUCUGCCUGUAAGAAACACUUUCUUGCCAUUCCUCGGUGCUUUUGCAGUAGCUCUGGAGUGGGAGGGGGUGUGUCUUUCCUUGGGACCUGGCUUGGGGACCUCCCGCGGCCCCGGGAGCAAGUUCCCAGGGACUGGCACUCCCGGGACUGCCCGGGCUUUGUCCUCUGGCCGGCAGCAGCUCCGUUGAGGUGGACGCCUCGGCGCCUCCCUCGCCCUGGGUCCGGGCACUCCACUCCCGGGGCGGGAACCUGCCCCGAGUCCGGCUCCCUGUUUUUUAUUCGUCGGCCUUUCUCUCCCUUUCCGCGACCGUUGAGAGCCUCGACUCCCUGCUCCCAGUUGCAUUCAGACCCUAUCGUUUGUCGGGACGUUCAGAUCCCCGGCCCCCCUGCUUGGCCCGGGGGGCGCCCUCCCGGCCCUUCGGCCCUGGUCUGCACCGCUUCCCUCGCCCUUGCCCCCUCUCUCCAGGCCGCUCGGGCUCCCGGAGGCCCCGGCGCUGCCCUUCCGGACCCGCAACCCUCCAAACUUGAGCUGGACUCUGCUUCGCCGCGCGCUCCUUCCCGCCUCCCCUUGCCUGCCGCGUAGCUGUAAGUUGGAGGCUCAGCUCUCAACUUCGGGUGAUUUUUCUUUGCCAUUCUCUCCUCGGGCAAAGUUUCCCGAGCGCAGCCGCGGCCUCAAGGCUUUUGCUUCGGCCCCUGGCGUCCGCACGCGGGGUGCGAGCGCGGCGGCGGCGGAGAGGGGAAGUGGGUGUGCGCACGCAGGAGGGUGUCCGGGAGCAACUCUACCUGGCUUCCCUCCGCCCGCGCUUCCCCGGCCCCUGCAGCCUCCCCGUACACUCUGUUUUUGUUUGUUUGUUUGUUUUGUUUUUUAAAUUUUAAAUAAUCUUUCAUUUUAGGGUCCGCAUGCGGGGGUGGGGAGCAGGGCGCACGUCUUGCUCCCCACCCCCUCCGCCCCCGCCACCCCUUUCUUCUCUCCCGGCCACGCCGCUGCCUCGGCGCUUGCUGCGGCCACUGGCACUGAUGAAGAUAUUUUCUCUGGAGUCUCCUUCUUUCUAACCCGGCUCUCCCGAUGUGAACCGAGCCGUCGUCCGCCCGCCGCCGCCGCCGCCGCCGCCGCCGCCCGCCCCGCAGUCCACCAUGUCUCGCCGCAAGCAAGGCAAACCCCAGCACUUAAGCAAACGGGAAUUCUCGCCCGAACCUCUUGAAGCCAUUCUUACAGAUGAUGAACCAGACCACGGCCCUUUGGGAGCUCCAGAAGGGGACCAUGACCUCCUCACGUGUGGGCAGUGCCAGAUGAACUUCCCAUUGGGGGACAUUCUUAUUUUUAUCGAGCACAAACGGAAACAAUGCAAUGGCAGCCUCUGCUUAGAAAAAGCUGUGGAUAAGCCACCUUCCCCUUCACCAAUCGAGAUGAAAAAAGCAUCCAAUCCCGUGGAGGUUGGCAUCCAGGUCACGCCAGAGGAUGACGAUUGUUUAUCAACGUCAUCUAGAGGAAUUUGCCCCAAACAGGAACACAUAGCAGAUAAACUUCUGCACUGGAGGGGCCUCUCCUCCCCUCGUUCUACACACGGAGCUCUAAUCCCCACGCCUGGGAUGAGUGCAGAAUAUGCCCCGCAGGGUAUUUGUAAAGAUGAGCCCAGCAGCUACACAUGUACAACUUGCAAACAGCCAUUCACCAGUGCAUGGUUUCUCUUGCAACACGCACAGAACACUCAUGGAUUAAGAAUCUACUUAGAAAGCGAACACGGAAGUCCCCUGACCCCGCGGGUUGGUAUCCCUUCAGGACUAGGUGCAGAAUGUCCUUCCCAGCCACCUCUCCAUGGGAUUCAUAUUGCAGACAAUAACCCCUUUAACCUGCUAAGAAUACCAGGAUCAGUAUCCAGAGAGGCUUCCGGCCUGGCAGAAGGGCGCUUUCCACCCACUCCCCCCCUGUUUAGUCCGCCACCAAGACAUCACUUGGACCCCCACCGCAUAGAGCGCCUGGGGGCGGAAGAGAUGGCCCUGGCCACCCAUCACCCGAGUGCCUUUGACAGGGUGCUGCGGUUGAAUCCAAUGGCUAUGGAGCCUCCCGCCAUGGAUUUCUCUAGGAGACUUAGAGAGCUGGCAGGGAACACGUCUAGCCCACCGCUGUCCCCAGGCCGGCCCAGCCCUAUGCAAAGGUUACUGCAACCAUUCCAGCCAGGUAGCAAGCCGCCCUUCCUGGCGACGCCCCCACUCCCUCCUCUGCAAUCCGCCCCUCCUCCCUCCCAGCCCCCGGUCAAGUCCAAGUCAUGCGAGUUCUGCGGCAAGACGUUCAAAUUUCAGAGCAACCUGGUGGUGCAUCGGCGCAGCCACACGGGCGAGAAGCCCUACAAGUGCAACCUGUGCGACCACGCGUGCACACAGGCCAGCAAGCUGAAGCGCCACAUGAAGACGCACAUGCACAAGUCGUCCCCCAUGACGGUCAAGUCCGACGACGGCCUCUCCACCGCCAGCUCCCCGGAACCCGGCACCAGCGACCUGGUGGGCAGCGCCAGCAGCGCGCUCAAGUCCGUGGUGGCCAAGUUCAAGAGCGAGAACGACCCCAACUUGAUCCCGGAGAAUGGGGACGAGGAGGAAGAGGAGGACGACGAGGAAGAGGAAGAAGAGGAGGAAGAGGAGGAGGAGGAGCUGACGGAGAGCGAGAGGGUGGACUACGGCUUCGGGCUGAGCCUGGAGGCGGCGCGCCACCACGAGAACAGCUCGCGGGGCGCGGUGGUGGGCGUGGGCGACGAGGGCCGUGCCCUGCCCGACGUCAUGCAGGGCAUGGUGCUCAGCUCCAUGCAGCACUUCAGCGAGGCCUUCCACCAGGUCCUGGGCGAGAAGCAUAAGCGCGGCCACCUGGCCGAGGCCGAGGGCCACAGGGACACAUGCGACGAAGACUCGGUGGCCGGCGAGUCGGACCGCAUAGACGAUGGCACUGUUAACGGCCGCGGCUGCUCCCCGGGCGAGUCGGCCUCGGGGGGCCUGUCCAAAAAGCUGCUGCUGGGCAGCCCCAGCUCGCUGAGCCCCUUCUCCAAGCGCAUCAAGCUCGAGAAGGAGUUCGACCUGCCCCCGGCCGCGAUGCCCAACACGGAGAAUGUGUACUCGCAGUGGCUCGCCGGCUACGCGGCCUCCAGGCAGCUCAAAGAUCCCUUCCUUAGCUUCGGAGACUCCAGACAAUCGCCUUUCGCCUCCUCGUCGGAGCACUCCUCGGAGAACGGAAGCUUGCGCUUCUCCACGCCGCCCGGGGAGCUGGACGGAGGGAUCUCGGGGCGCAGCGGCACGGGAAGUGGAGGGAGCACGCCCCAUAUUAGUGGUCCGGGCCCGGGCAGGCCCAGCUCAAAAGAGGGCAGACGCAGCGACACUUGUGAGUACUGUGGGAAAGUCUUCAAGAACUGUAGCAAUCUCACUGUCCACAGGAGAAGCCACACGGGCGAAAGGCCUUAUAAAUGCGAGCUGUGCAACUAUGCCUGUGCCCAGAGUAGCAAGCUCACCAGGCACAUGAAAACGCAUGGCCAGGUGGGGAAGGACGUUUACAAAUGUGAAAUUUGUAAGAUGCCUUUUAGCGUGUACAGUACCCUGGAGAAACACAUGAAAAAAUGGCACAGUGAUCGAGUGUUGAAUAAUGAUAUAAAAACUGAAUAGAGGUUCUUCACACACCCCCGUUCGGCGUAGUACCCAGAGAGCUCAAGAUGUGUGGCAGUUUUCGGAUGGAAGCUCGAGAGCCCUUAAGUUCUGAGAAAAUUUGAAC
This is a messenger RNA of Lagenorhynchus albirostris (white-beaked dolphin), 3838 nucleotides long. It is a transcript of the gene BCL11A, whose product is annotated as BCL11 transcription factor A. Gene Ontology annotation, cellular component: nucleus. Gene Ontology annotation, molecular function: DNA-binding transcription factor activity; RNA polymerase II cis-regulatory region sequence-specific DNA binding. Gene Ontology annotation, biological process: regulation of transcription by RNA polymerase II; negative regulation of dendrite development. The record is from RefSeq and is a predicted model, not a curated record. NCBI's taxonomy places the organism in Eukaryota, Metazoa, Chordata, Mammalia, Artiodactyla, Delphinidae. The transcript has 6 exons. Bases 1225 to 3732 code for a protein of 835 amino acids.